Molecule: messenger RNA, 462 nt
Organism: Knipowitschia caucasica
Lineage: Eukaryota; Metazoa; Chordata; Actinopteri; Gobiiformes; Gobiidae
Source: the annotation of a GenBank genome assembly
AUGAACUGGCUGCUGACGUCAUCACGCAUCACGCUGGUUCCGCUCAGACUGCAGACCAAACAAACUCCAACACCACACACUUUUCACACCGGAGCCGAGUCAGAUCACUGCGAGGCGAGCCCAGGACACACUCCCUUUUUCGUCGCUUUUUGUGUGUUUUCCGUCGGAGUAGCCAUGAGGAGCGUGUUUCUGCUGCUGGCCGUCUUCGGACUAUUCACGGAGAAGAUGCUGGGCUCCUCACAGCUCCUCUCCUCAGUGGAUGAUCUUUACCUGGAGGGCCGGACAUCAGGUGACCUCCCCAUCGACGAUGAGGACGGUGACGAUGACGAUGAAGGCUCUGGGUCUGGAUCCGGAGACUACGGCUGUGGAGACUGGAGACAGAGCUCAGACAGAUGUUCGAGCUGCGGAGAAAAGAAAAGUUACGACUUUUAUGAGAAGUUUGCAGAUGUGAGAAUUCUCUGA